AUGGAUGCAGGUGGCGCAGUGGGUAGCGCUGUUGCCUCACAGCAAGAGGGUCUCAGGUUUGACUCCUGGCCGAGUGGCCAGGGUCCUUUCUAUGUACAUUCUAUUACCUGGCAUUGUGUUGGAUCACAAGGCCUUGGUUUGCCAGAUUAUUUUGAGGUAGUGACUGUGGAUGAUGUGACAGUCUUCUACUAUGAUGGCAAUAUGAAAAGUGCAAUACCUGUCCCUGAAUGGCUGAACCACACAAGUGCACAGCAAUAUUGGGAUUUCAUUACAUCAAGAGCAAAUUUCAACAAAGAAAAAAUAUUACAUGGUCUGAAAUCUGCCACUCAGCACUUUAACUUAACAGGUAAAUGUGCUUCCUAUAACAUUUACCAGGCCCACAGUCAAUGUGACCUUCAUCCAGAUGGAACUGCACGAGGCUAUUUAACUCAUGCAUUUAACGGCAAGGAUUUUACAAGCUUUGACAUUGAAAACAAAGCUUUUGUAGCCACGGUGCCUCAGGCAGUCCACUAUAAGAUGUUCCGGGAGAGAGAUCAGGCUGAUAUCGACUUCAUGUUCUUUUUCUACAAAACGUGGUGUAUUGACGGAAUCAAGGAGUUCCUGCAACUGGACCCCAGGCUACAUGUGAAGAAAGUUCCAGAGGUCAGAUUAUUUGAGAAGAAAAACUCUGCCUUCACAGAGAUCACAUGUCAUGUGACUGGGUUCUACCCACGAACAGUGCAGGUUCAGUGGUUUGGGUCAGACAUGCAGCCUGUGGUUGAGGAGGUGGAUAGUGAAAACAAAGUGCUACCAAAUGGAGAUGGUUCUUAUCAGAUAAGAAAGAGUGUUGUGAUACCAGCAGAACACACAGACAUACAUCACUACAGCUGUGUGGUCCAGCAUAGCAGCAUACCUGGAAAUAUCACCAAAACUUGGGGUAAGAUCCUGCUGAAUCCAAUACUGAUUUAUCACUUUUAA
Chanos chanos (milkfish) is the source of this 957-nucleotide messenger RNA. RefSeq names its product class I histocompatibility antigen, F10 alpha chain-like. Gene Ontology annotation, cellular component: external side of plasma membrane. NCBI's taxonomy places the organism in Eukaryota, Metazoa, Chordata, Actinopteri, Gonorynchiformes, Chanidae. Gene Ontology annotation, biological process: immune response. Bases 1 to 957 code for a protein of 318 amino acids. The record is from RefSeq and is a predicted model, not a curated record. The transcript is spliced from 4 exons.